Messenger RNA from Blumeria graminis f. sp. triticale, 1581 nucleotides. The record is from the annotation of a GenBank genome assembly. Lineage: Eukaryota; Fungi; Ascomycota; Leotiomycetes; Helotiales; Erysiphaceae.
AUGUCCGAAGACGGGAGUGUUAACCAAGUAUCAAUCUCAACUCAUGCCGCUACAGCCCAAAGCUCCGAAGCAAACGAUUAUGAUUCUUCUGAUUCCGACGAUCAUUUCUCCGACGCGCACUCUGCCAUAGAUCCUACCUCUAUCAACGUAUCGCCAAGCAUAACUGAGUACACAUCAGAACAGAAGCUUACCGCAUCAGAGAAUAAGAGAAAAACUAGUGUCACAUCUCCAAAACUUCAAAACCUUGCCCUUAGAACAAGUAGCAUAGAAGUAGAAUCGAAGCUUCCUGAAUCAUAUUUUUUCAACAACUACCCCGACAGUGCAUCAUUUUCAACAACGAUAGCAGGCAAUAAUGAUCUCCAUGUCCCCAACAAUGAAGAAUUAAUUAAUCUACCAGCCCAUGAUGAACAAUACCUAUCCCCGCACGAUGUUAAUGUCCGUUCCGAAUCUGAAGAGAACCCCAACCUGAAUAAUGAAAUCGGGUCAAUUAGAGUUUUGACGGACCAAGAAAUUCCAGCCGUGCUUGAUGUAUCUAGUCUUAGGCAUUCACUUGAUGAGUUGACUGAAACGCCUGCAUAUGAUAUCCAUGAUGGUGGAGUACACAGCAAAAUCUUGCAUGGAGUCCUUGAUGUUAUAGAGCCGCAGACAACCUUCAAAUGCCUUAAUUUAAGCGAAGCUCGACAGGAAAAAAAUACAAAUGUAACCACUGACAUAUCUUACGAUUAUAAUGAAGAAAAUGAUGAGCAAGACGAAGGAUUCGGAGAUGACUUUGACGAUUUUGAAGAAGGUAUGGAAGACAAUGAUUUUGGAGAGUUUCAUGAGGAAUUUGGAGAGGAAUCACCUAUUCAGUGCGCUCCUAUACCUACGAAAGACAAACCUGCGCUACCAAUUUUUGACUUUUCAAAAUAUAAGUCCAGAGAAGAGGUAUACGACGCAGUCGAACCAUGCUUAGAACUAUUAUUCCCACCAGAAUCAAUCGAUGCAUCUACCUUGCCGCCUGUCUCAAACGAAAACUCAAUCUUUUUGACUCCCCGUAGCGCCUCGCUGUGGUCGCAACUAGUCGCACCUCCGCCACUCCAACCACCUAAUUGGAUAAGAUCCAGGAUUAGGCGCCUGUUCCUUGUUUCCCUUGGUGUCCCAGUUGACCUGGACGAGAUCUUACCGGCGUCGAAACAAAAGAAGCUAGUCCUUCCAUCUAUUUCCUCCACUCCGAAAAACUCUGCUCAUUCACGUAAUGUAUCUCGAUUAAGAAAUGACAACCAUAUCAACUCUCCUUCAUCUAGCGAUCUAUCAGGUAAACCCAAUCGAUACGACCUGCAGAGGAACACACAAGCGAAGUUUGCGCCAGAACUGGAUCUAACCUCCGCUAGACAAUUAUGUACAAUUACGGAUGAGGCACUAAAUGGCCUGACUGAUACGGAGCUCGAAAACCACUCCGAAAAACUAAAUGAAAUGCAAGGCAGGGCGAAAGAAGUACUAGCAUACUGGACAGCGAAGACAGAUGAAAAACUUGGUGACCGGGAUGCCUUCGAAGGCGUUAUAGAGAACUUAGUGAAACAUGCAAGAAAGACUCGAAAAUGA